GGUGAGGUGUGUGUGUGAUUCAUUAAAAUGAAAAAGAAAGAAAACCCAUCAGAGGAGGAGUUGUGUACUACGUUAAAGAGAGAGACAGAGAGAGUGAGCAGCGUGGAGAAGAGGAGGAAGAAGAAGGAGAAAAGAAGAAGAAAAUUAUGGUUAGGUUGAUUGAAGCUCAGCUAGGUUCGGAGGCGACAACGAGUACCGCAGCUCCACGUAGGGAGUGACAGUGUUGGUUUUCUUUUUGUUGGAGACCGAGGUGAGUGUUCGAUUCAUAGAUGUUCUUCAAUUGGAUUGAAUUUGUGAUAUUGCACUGUGACUUCGUGUCGGUGGGCAACAACGGCCAACGGCCGGACUUUGUGUCGUGUCUUUGACUUUGUGUCGAUUCAAUGGCUUUAUGCCAAAAUUAUGACUGUGUCGAGCUAGUGACUUUGUGUCGGAUUAAAGACUUCGUGUCGAUUAUUUGUUUUUACUUAAUUAAUGAUGAACUUGGAUUUAUUGUUUUUAUUGAACAACAUCCAUGUCUCAUAUACACUCCUGGAACUCGUUUUGGGUUCCAGUUUUGCAGGUAUAGGUCGGUGUCCACUACAGGUCACAUUUUGCGUUUUUGUGACUCGCUUGAGAAGUGCAUGGUUGAGGCCUGAGAGAGAGUCUUUGUCUCCCAGCCCAUAGAUGAUAUUUGCCUAGUUUAGUUUUUUUUAUUUUAUUUGGAUAAUAGUUGGUUAUGUUUAUUUCUUGACAGACUUCCGCUGUAGUUUGUAAAUGACAAUCAUUUUUGAGAUGUAAAUAAAAUGUGGCUGUUAAACUUCAAUAUUUAGUUAUUCUUGGAAUUGCUAGUAGCUGGUUGUUGUUGGGCUGUUGUCGCGUGUCGUAUCGGGAUAGGCCGAUGAGGUGCUAUUCCGGAACGGGGCGUGACAGUUUUGGUAUCAGAGCCUAGAAUUAUCUAGAUUCUGAGUGUCGUUGAGCGGGUUGUGGUCUAGUAGUGGACUAUAGGAAGUUGUUCCUUUUUGUUGAGUCGAGUUUAGUGUUAGUAUAUCUAACAUUAUGAAAAUAGUAUAUAUUGUUGCUGCUGUUUAAUUGAAUUGCAACAAGGAAAUGGAAAAUCAAGAAGGGGAAGCAUCUUCUCAUCUAGGGCAAGGUGAUGCGACUGGUGGGGUUGCACCGAUACGAGUUCAGGCUGGGGCCAGAGACAUAGAAAGGCUUUUGGUGGCUAUAGCACAGUAUGUUGAAUGACAAGCUGGAACUCCAGUUAAUCAGAAUGUCGGAUUGCUAGAGAAUUUCAAGAAGCUUUAUCCAACGGAGUUUGAGGGUACUUUCAAACCUCAAGAGGCAGAGGAUUGGCUGAAAACGGUGGAGAGGGUUCUAACAGCUAUGGGAGUUACUAACGAACAGAAGGUGACCUUAGCAACUUCUACCUUUAAAGGGCAAGCUUUAAUAUGGUGGGAGGCAAGUCAGAGGUUGCUCUCAUCCCCAUUACCAGAUGUUCAGCCACCUGUGCCACAAGUGAUUACAUGGGCGAGAUUUGUGAAGGCCUUUAAUGAUAAAUAUUGUCCUGAGAUGUAUCGUUUUGCGCAAGAAGCAGAAUUUAUCAAUCUUAAACAAGGGAGUAUGUCGGUGGCCGAAUAUGAUGCCAAGUUUAAUGCUCUUUCAGCUUAUGCUACUGAUAUGGUGGAUACUGAGGAAAAGAAGGGCAGACGGUUUAGAAAGGGACUGGAGGAUAAUGUUCGAACCAGAAUAACGGCUUAUAAAGAAAAAGAUUAUGCUGAUUUGGUUGUCAUGGCAAACAAGAUUGGCAAAGAUGUUGAAGAAAUGUUUGAAAAGCGGGAACAGACUAAGAGGAGCAAAAUUGCAGCCAGUCAAGUUAGGCAAGCAAGCAAAUCUGGUGGUGACUACAAGGGUGGAUGCAAAUUUCAACAUUUGAAGGGGCAAAGUGAUUUCAAACAACAAAGUGGACAAGGGCGAGAGGUGAGUAAGCAAAGCGUGAAUAGGGAAGGUGGAUCAAGUGGUCGAGGGGCUUUCUUUCAGCAAGGGAAUUAA
Messenger RNA from Rhododendron vialii, 2028 nucleotides. RefSeq lists its product as uncharacterized. Bases 1363 to 2028 code for a protein of 221 amino acids. The record is from RefSeq and is a predicted model, not a curated record. Lineage: Eukaryota; Viridiplantae; Streptophyta; Magnoliopsida; Ericales; Ericaceae. The transcript has 3 exons.